This is a messenger RNA of Penicillium waksmanii, 1092 nucleotides long. RefSeq names its product WD40 repeat domain-containing protein. Gene Ontology annotation, molecular function: protein binding. The transcript is spliced from 6 exons. The record is from RefSeq and is a predicted model, not a curated record. NCBI's taxonomy places the organism in Eukaryota, Fungi, Ascomycota, Eurotiomycetes, Eurotiales, Aspergillaceae. Bases 1 to 1092 code for a protein of 363 amino acids.
AUGCCCACUCUCAAAGCGAUAGCCGCGUCGACGCUAUCUCUCCCCGCGGAGAAUUACAUCUACUCCAUCACUGCGUCGGCGCCAGGUUCCUUCGCUGUCAUCUCAUCCGAUGAUUCUUUACGCGUGUUUAAUGCUGCCAAUAUCGACCAUGUGUCAGUGGUCUCGCACAAAACCCACGAUGGAGGUGUCACCUCGCUGCGGAGCUAUCCUGCGGGGGAUUCCCAGCUCCUAGCCACUGGAGGUCGGGAGGGCACAGUCAAACUAUGGGAUGUCCGAGCCGGGAAUGCGGUAUUGGAAAUGGAGAUGUCGAGACACAGUGCUGUCCUCUCGCUUGCUUGCAGCCCGGAGACCAACACCAUCGUAGCCGGUUCAGAACUGGUUUCAUCGCAAGCAGUUGUUGCAUUCUGGGAUAUCAGAUCGCCACAAGCACCUCGUCUCCAAUACGUAGAAAGCCACAAUGAUGAUAUCACAGAGCUCCAAUAUCACCCGAGUCGCAGCAAUAUCUUACUAUCCGGCAGCACGGAUGGGCUCGUAAAUAUCUACGAUACAACAGUGAUAGACGAGGAUGAGGCCCUGGUGCAGGUCAUCAACCACGGCUCCAUACAUCAUGCCGGCUUCCUUUCCGAUCGCACCAUCUUCGCUCUCAGCCACGACGAAGACUUCGCUGUGCACCCGGCUACUGACCCAGACGAUCCUGGGGAAGGGCCCGAGCCCGUGCAGUUUGGCGAUGUGCGUGAGCCGCUGGCUUGCGAGUACGUCGCUCAACUGUGCAUCGGUAGCCAGGGCCCAUAUAUGGCGGCCGGAAAUAAGAUUGAUCAGCGCCUGGAUCUGGUCCCAUUGGUAUCUAGUCCAGCGUGGCAGUUUGAUAAGGAUAACACCUGGCGUCUUCCUGGUGCGCAUGGUGAUGAAGUUGUGCGCGCCGUUUAUCUCGAUGAGCAGAGCCAGUCCGUCUUUACUGGCGGAGAGGAUGGAUACGUACGGGCCUGGAAGCCCACCGAGGAUGGAGAUGCGCAGUCUCAGGCUGGAUCUGCGAAGCCUUCGCGGAAGGAUAAGAAACAACAAAAGGACCAAGGACGCUUUAAGCCGUACUAG